This is a messenger RNA of Bradysia coprophila, 1892 nucleotides long. RefSeq names its product UDP-glucosyltransferase 2-like. NCBI's taxonomy places the organism in Eukaryota, Metazoa, Arthropoda, Insecta, Diptera, Sciaridae. Gene Ontology annotation, molecular function: UDP-glycosyltransferase activity. The record is from RefSeq and is a predicted model, not a curated record.
AUAUUGUCAGUUUUUAUUAUCCAAGCGGGUUGUGUACAAAGUCUUUUUAAGUCUCCUUCAAACUAUAUAAAGUCUAUGUAAAAAAUGUACAAUUCCCAUUAUCAGAAUUACUUAUUGUCCUUUGCAUUAGUUUGCUUUUGUACGGCCGUAACGCCAUCAAAUAUAUUGGUGGUCUCACCGGUGCCAAGUGAUUCACAUUUUAAAAUAAGCGAAGCAAUAACAGUAGGACUAGCAAAUGUCGGACACACUGUCACCAUUGUUUCUGCUUAUGAUUACAAGCCACAAAACAUGUCUAAGGUUCAAUCGAUUCAAGUGACUGGUGCUGUUCAAUGGGCAGAAGAAUUCAAAGCCAAGGAUCUAGGCGCAUUUGAGAAGUCGCCGGUCGAUACCAUGGUCUCAAUGUUAUUUUCCGGCGGUUGGGAUUUAUGCAAUCUUACGUUAACCGAUCCAGCUGUGAGAGCCUUAUUUAACCAUACCUACGACUUGGUUAUCGUUGAUAUUUUCGGCACCGAAUCUUUGAUAGUAUUGGGUCAAAUAUUUAACGCACCAGUCGUUGGUUUCUCAGCAUACAGUACGGCAAAAUGGACAAAUCUGCUCCCAGUGUCAUACAAGUUGAACUUUUCGAACAGAGUAGCUUCAUUGUUUCAUCGUAUACAUUACAGUAUAUUCCAUAUGUACGAAUCAAUUACGUUAGCAUACUUGCACCAUCCAUUACAGCGUUCCGUGUACAUUAAUGCAUUUCCGAAUGUUAAAUUAUCAUAUGAUGACGCUAGAAAUAAUGUUGCGAUAACAUUUGUGAGCUCACAUUCCUCUUUGACCGAGCCAACGACCAAAGUACCGAAUGUAAUUGAAAUCGGUGGAAUCCACGUCGAAUGGAACGGGUUUAAAAGACCAGAACGUCCAUUAUCUCAGGAUAUCAAACAAUUCAUUGACACAGCCACUGAUGGUGUUGUGUACCUUUCAUUCGGUUCCAUUUCGAAAGGUAAAGAACUUCCAACGAAUAAACGAGACACUUUCAUCAACACCUUUGCCAAGCAUAAGCAAAAGUUCAUUUGGAAAUUUAGCGAACCUACAGUAAAAAUGCCGGAAAAUGUUUUAGCUAAGAGUUGGUUUCCACAAGCAGAUAUUCUUGGGCAUAUGAAUGUGAAGGCAUUUAUAUCAGACGGUGAUUUGUUGGAUUGUAUUGAAGCUGUUUAUCACGGUGUACCUAUCCUAGGAAUACCUCUCUUCAUCGACCAAAUAAGAAAUGUUAAACGAGCCUCGGAAACUGGGUGGGCUGUGACACUGGAUUACAGCAAUAUCACUGCAAUUUCUGUCGAGUGGGCUUUGAAUGAAAUUUUACAAGACAAAUAUUUGGAAAAAGCUCAAUCAGUGUCAAAACAUUAUCGUGACCAGCCGAUGACCCCAAUGAACACCAUGGUUUAUUGGUCGGAAUAUGUGAUUCGGCACAGAGGAGCACCUCAUUUGCGUGCACCGCGUAUCGACUUGAACUAUAUCCAAUACCAUAAUGUCGAUGUUUUCGUGGCAAUAUUUUGUUUCAUUAUGCUUUAUGUAUAUGCGGUGAAAUGGACGAUGCACAAAGUUUUCUGGCAAAAGUCUAGACUACGAGUGAAAGUGGAAAGAAAAGAGCAAUAAAAAGAUACAUUUGAAAGUUGCAAUAAGCAAAAGAUACGAGGAGGGCAUCAUAAUCAUUGGAAUGAUAAGAAAUAUAGCGAUUUACGUUCGCUGAAUCAUUGUAGGUAAAAUGAAUUUUGGAAAAGUUUUUUUUUAUUUUGAAAAUAAUAACGACAGAAAAGAGGUGUCUUUAGCAGACACCCAACCUUGAAUUGUGUACUGAGUAAAUAUUUUUUUUAUCCCCAUCAACAAAGAACGCUGACACUUUUGAAGAUAUA